This is a messenger RNA of Corythoichthys intestinalis (scribbled pipefish), 8794 nucleotides long. RefSeq names its product kinase D-interacting substrate 220b (gene kidins220b). The coding region runs from base 193 to 5019 and encodes 1608 amino acids. The record is from RefSeq and is a predicted model, not a curated record. Lineage: Eukaryota; Metazoa; Chordata; Actinopteri; Syngnathiformes; Syngnathidae. The transcript has 28 exons. Gene Ontology annotation, molecular function: protein kinase regulator activity; PDZ domain binding.
UUUACGACGCCGCUUUUGACAUGCGGCGGGCGGCUUAGGGUCUUCAUCAAAAUGGCUGCUUCUGCUGUUGUUUGCGGAUGAAGAACGAGCUGCGACUGACGUCCGACGAAAACACGUCAAAAGCCCUCAACCUCGAAACUCCCGGAAGCCAAGGACGUCAUUCUCCCGAGGGCGCAGUGAUAAGCCGCCAUCAUGGAUACCACCACAUCCAUCAAGAUGACCACUUUGGCCAUCCAGAAGCUCUUUGGCCACGUGGAGGACGAGAACCUGACCGCGCUCAGAGACCACCUGGACCGCUUCAAGGAAGUGGACGGACGCAGCGACAACGGGCAGACGCCUCUGAUGCUGGCGGCCGAGCAGGGCAGCUUGGACAUCGUACAGGAGCUCAUCCGGCGCGGCGCUAAUGUCAACCUCGAUGACGUGGACUGCUGGUCGGCGCUGAUCUCGGCCGCUAAAGAAGGUCACGUGGAGGUGGUGAAGGAGCUUCUGGAGAACAGCGCCUACAUCGAGCACCGCGACGUGGGAGGCUGGACGGCGCUCAUGUGGGCUUCGUACAAGGGUCGCGUGGAAGUGGCCAGGGUUUUGCUGGAGCACGGCGCCAACCCCAACACCACCGGUCAGCAGUACAGCGUGUACCCCAUUAUCUGGGCGUCUGGACGAGGACACGCCGAGGUGGUGAAGCUCUUGUUGGACGGCGGCGCCAAAGUCAACUGUUCUGAUAAGUACGGGACGACGUCUCUGAUCUGGGCGGCGAGAAAAGGCCACUUGGAUUGCGUUAUGCACCUUCUGGAGAACGGCGCCGACGUGGACCAGGAUGGAGCGAACUCCAUGACGGCGCUGAUCGUGGCGGUGAAGGGCGGCUUCACCGAGGUGGUGAAGGAACUCCUCAAGAGGAACCCCAACGUCAACAUGACAGACAAAGACGGCAACACGGCGCUGAUGAUCGCCGCCAAGGAAGGCUACACUGAAAUCGUGCAGGACCUCCUGGACGCCGGGACCUACGUCAACAUUCCCGACAGGAGCGGCGACACGGUCUUGAUCGGGGCGGUGAGGGGCGGUCACGUGGAGAUCGUCAGAGCGCUGCUGCACAAGUACGCCGACAUCGACAUUAGAGGACAGGAGAGCAAGACGGCGCUGUACUGGGCGGUGGAGAAAGGCAACGCCUCCACGGUGCGCGACAUCCUGCAGUGUAACCCCGACACAGAGACGUGCACCAAGGACGGCGAGACGCCUCUGAUCAAAGCCACCAAGAUGAGGAGCAUCGAAAUCGUGGAGAUGCUGCUGGACAAGGGCGCCAAAGUGUCGGCCGUCGACAAGAGAGGAGACACGCCACUGCACAUCGCCAUCCGGGGGCGGAGCCGGCGAUUGGCCGAGCUGCUCCUGAGGAACCCCAAAGACGGCCGCCUGCUUUAUCGGCCCAACAAGGCGGGCGAGACGCCCUACAACAUCGACUGCAGCCACCAGAAGAGCAUCCUCACGCAGAUCUUUGGCGCGCGUCACCUGUCACCCACAGAGUCAGACGGCGACAUGCUGGGCUACGACCUGUAUAGCUCGGCCUUGGCCGACAUCCUCAGCGAGCCCACCAUGCGGCCCCCCAUCUGCGUGGGUCUCUACGCGCAGUGGGGCAGCGGAAAGUCCUUCCUGCUCAAGAAGCUUGAGGACGAGAUGAAGACAUUCGCGGGGCAACAGAUGGAGCCGCUCCUGGGUUUGUCGUGGCUGGCAGCCAUCUUGUCGUUGCUGGCAUGCGGCACGGUGGCGCUGGCGCUGGGUGCGGCGUUGGACCCCAAGCUGGCCGCCGCCGUCUCGCUCAGCCUGCUGGCGCUGCUCUACGUCUUCUUCGUGGUGGUGUACUUCGGGGGCCGGCGGGAGGGGGACAACUGGAACUGGGCCUGGAUCCUCAGCAACCGGCUGGCUCGUCACCUGGGCUACCUGGAGCUCCUCCUUAAGCUCGUCUUCGUCAACCCGCCGGAGCUUCCGGAGCAGAGCGCGCGGGCGCUGCCCGUCAGGUUUCUGUUCACAGAUUACAACCGACUGUCGAGCGUGGGCGGCGAGACAUCCAUGGCGGAAAUGAUCGCCACGCUGUCUGACGCCUGCGAGAGGGAGUUCGGCUUCCUCGCCACUCGGCUCUUCAGGGUCUUCAAAACGGACGAGACGCAAGGAAAGAGCAAGUGGAAGAAGACGUGCUGCGUCCCGUCCUUCGCGCUCUUCGCGCUGGUGUCGGCCUGCCUGGCGAGCGGCCUGGCGCUGAUGGCCGUCUUCGGGCCGGGCGGCGACAACCCCACGGUGGACGGCGUCCUGAUGGCGCUGGGCGGCGUGGUGGGCGCAGCCCUCCUGCUCAACUGCCGCACCUGGUGGCGGGUGUCCGACUCGGUGCUCAACUCGCAGAGGAAGCGGCUGCACGGCGCCGCCAACAAGAUGCACAAGCUCAAGAGCGAAGGCUUCAUGAAGGUUCUGAAGAGCGAAGUGGAGCUAAUGGCCAAGAUGGCCAAGACCAUUGACGGCUUCACUCAACAGCAGACCCGCUUGGCUGUGGUCAUCGACAGCUUGGACUCGUGUGAGCAAGAUAAAGUACUGCAGAUGCUGGAUACGGUGCGCGUCCUGUUCUCCAAAGGUCCCUUCAUCGCCAUCUUCGCCAGCGACCCACACAUUAUCAUCAAGGCCAUCAACCAGAACCUCAACAGCGUCCUGCGCGACUUUGUCAACGGCCACGACUACAUGAGGAACAUCGUCCACUUGCCCGUCUUCCUCAACAGCAGAGGUCUGUCCUGCGCCAGGAAAAUGGGCGCUUCCGCCGGCGCGCCCGCCAACGGUGACGCCGAGGGGUGGCACGAGGAACUGGACAGGAAGUUGUCGCAGCACAGCUUGGGAGAACUCACCAAAUUGGGCAGCAAGAGCACGCUCAACCGCCGAGACACGUACCGGCGACGCCAAGUCCAGCGCUCAGCGACCCGUCAGAUGUCGUUCGAUUUGACCAAGCUGAUGGUGGCCGAAGACUGGUUCGCCGACAUCAGCCCGCAGAGCAUGAGGAGACUCCUCAACAUCGUCUCGGUCACGGGUCGUCUGCUGCGAGCCAAUCAGAUCUCAUUCAAUUGGGACCGCCUGGCGUCGUGGAUCAACCUGACGGAACAGUGGCCGUACCGCACGUCCUGGCUGAUCCUCUACCUGGAGGAAAGCGAAGGUGUUCCUGACCAGGCCACGCUCAAACACGUAUACGAAAGGGUGCUGGCGAGCAUCCCGAGCACCAAAGACGUGGAACCUCUGCUGGAGAUCGACGGCGACGUGCGCGCCUUCGAAGUCUUCCUGUCGUCGCGCGCGCCCGUCUUGACCGCCAGGGACAUUCGCACUUUCCUGCCUUGCACCGUCAACCUGGACCCCAAACUGCGGGAAAUCAUAGCUGACGUCCGCGCGGCCCGCGAGCAAGUGGGACUGGGCGAGGCGGUCUACCCGAUCACGCGGGAGGGCCGGCCCCGCCCCGUGUCCGCGUACAGUCAGGUGUCGUCGGCGUGCUCGCCGUCGACCUCCUUCGGCGGACCCUUCGACCCCCCGCCGGGGGGUGUGGUCUCGCCGCCUCACAGCGGGUACUACAGCGGCAUGUCCGGACCUCGACACCCCUUCUACAACAGGCCAUAUUUCCCCCCUCACUACCACCACCACCACCUUCACCAGCCGCUACGCGCGCCGGCGGCAGUCUACCCAUCACACUUCCAUCCUUGCACGCUCGUUAGAAGCGCCGCACACCGAAGAGGCUCCGCCUCCGUGGUUUCGGGGACCCCGCCCACCGUACUGAGCGCCAUGACAACGGACGGCGUGUGCGAGCGCGUGGGUCAAAUCCAGGGCAUUGACCGCACCAUGUUGGCUGCGUACACGGCGACCAUUAGGAAGGCCAACGUGAACGGCCGAGUCCUAUCGCAGUGCAACCUGGACGAGCUGAAGAAGGAGAUGAACAUGAACUUUGGAGACUGGCAGCUCUUCCGAGCUAGCGUGAUGGAAAUGCGGCAGACGGAGAGCCAGACGCUGUACGAGGAGACCGCCGACGAAGGAGGCGAGUCCGGCCGACGGGCUUCGGGGCCGCCGCGGGCCGACGACACGUCCCCGAUGUACAGCUUCACUCUGAGCUUCGAUGACCUCAGCGGCACGGGCCUGGAUGAGACGGUGCCGCCGCUUAAGCGCACCGCCGCCCCCUGGACGGGCGGCCCCCGGCGCGCCGGCAGCGUCAGCAGCCUCAACUCGCAGGAGUCCAGCAAUGACAUCGCCAAACUGACGGACAAACAGCAGGCCGAGUACCGCUGCGCCUACCAGGAGUACAUAUCGCAGAUGGCCCAACUGGAGGGCGGCGAUAAAGCGCUCCGGCCGCAGCACGGACACUCGGACGGCGCCGAGCAAGACGGGCGCAAGCGGGGCGGCAAGGCGACGGACGACGAAGCGCUGGGCCCCAUCCGGGAAGAAGACGAGAAGGCGUCUCGGUCCCCGCCGGCCCGAAAGACGUCGGCCGAACGAGGCGGCCUCUUCCCGGGCGGCCCUCGCUACCAGAAGCUGACCGACGACGACGAAGACUCCGAGGAGGCCAAAUCGGGCGUGCGCUCGCUGCCGCUGAAGGGCAAGGACUACCUGUCGGACGCCACGCUGGACAAGAAGGACUCGUCCGACUCGGGCGUGCGCUCCAACGAGAGCUCGCCCAACCACUCGCUGCAGGACGAGGAGGCCGAGCCGUCGCGGUCCGACUCCCUCCGGCGGGGUCCUCCCGCCCCAGCCGACGAGACCCGCAUGUCCAUCUGCAGCCCCGACGAGGCCUGGAACCUCAACCGCGCGCCCGGCAUCGUCACCGCCGUCAACAACAAUGUCCGGCAGGGCGGGCGCACCUCCGACGACGUCCCGCCCGCAACCCGUCCGGGCCCCGACAACGAGAACGUGCGCGUGGUCCACUUGAAGAGGGGCCUGAAACCGGGAGACCCCCCAGAGGUCUGCUCCCUGACGGCCGACGCCGUCGCCUUCGGAGACGAGCGCGAGAGCAUCCUGUGACUGACGGCGCCGCUCCCGAUCAAGGUCGGAAAAAUUUCCCAGUUCGGAACGUUCCACGCUGCGAAAAAUUGCAAUUGACAAAAAAAUGGAGAGACAGCCAGAACCAAAAGUGGUAUUUACCAAAAUCCAUUUUGCCAUGUGGCAUUUUUUUGCCAUGUGCCAAAAUGGAUUUUGCCAUGUGGCAUUUUUUUUUUGCUAUAUGGCAAAAAAGAUUUUGCCAUGUGGCAUUUUUUUUUUGCCAUGUGGCUUUUUUUUUUGCCAUGUGCCAAAAUGGAUUUUGCCAUGUGGCUUUUUUUUUUUUUUUUUUUGGCCAUGUGGCAUUUUCUUGCCAUGUGGCAAAAUGAGAUUUUGCCAUGUGGCAUUUUAUUUUUGCUAUAUAGCAUUUUCUUGCCAUGUGGCAAAAAUGAUUUUGCCAUGUGACAUUUUUUUUGCCAUGUGGCAAAAAUGAUUUUGCCACGUGGCAUUUUUUUGCCAUUUGGCAUUUUUUUUGCCAUAUGGCAAAAUUGAUUUUGCCAUGUGACAUUUUUUGGCAUGGAUGUGCAUGACCUGCCAAAAUGCCAUAUACCCCAAAAAAAUGCCAGACAUCAAAAUUCAUUUUUUCACAUGGCAAACAAAUGCCACAUGGCAAAAUCCCAUUUUGUCACAUACCAAAUACCACUUUUCGUUCUCGGCCCUGCUGAAAAAAUGGGCAUUUCCAAUUUCACUGAAUUUUACACCAGAUAAAAACUCGGUUAAUGUAUGGGUGUCAAACUGGCGGCCUGCCACAUUUUGUGUGGCCUGCAGAAGUCCAUGUGCAUCGACCACCUGCGUGAAGUUGGCCCUCCAUCAGACGCAAACUAUAUAAAAAUUAUGUCAAUCGUUACAAUUCUUUUAUAGGUCAAUAUGAGGUCAACCAGCCCCCCAUUUUGAUUAAAAAUGGCUAAUGGAUUUAUGCUUCGUUUUUGCUGUUAUUGUUUUUGAGCUAUUGAGACUCGCAGCCCCUGACUUCUUGCAAAAUGGACCCAAAUGGGCAGGGGUGCUGGAAGUCACUCACAGCAGGGGGUGCUGAGGAUCUUUUUUAGUUUUUACCAUCCAAAAACAGCCGUUUUGGUCCAAAUUUGUCCUGCUUGCGUGUUUUCUUGGGCGGGCACAAUGGCAGUACACACGCAUGCUGGAUAGUUUACGUACUACUACUAGGUCACUACAAAGACAGCAUUUUUCACUUUUUGUAAAGAAGAAAAUCGUUUUUUGCGCCAUGUUAACGCCACUUCUGUCAACAGUUAACUUUUCCGUUCCAAUAGCGCCUUACUCAACUUGACCUGGUAGCAGGCAAGGUGUCAGUUGGCGACCAUGUUAUUGACAAACAAAAACGUUUUCAACAUAUACAUUUAAUCUCCAAUGUUAAAUGUGCUAUUGUUUCAUUGUAGGUUUUUUUCCCCAUUUUUAUUUUUGACAAAAAUAAUCUACCAUAACUUUUUCUUUCUCCCCAACACCAGCAGCGACGGAGGGGCUACGAUUGACGUCAUCACUCAAAAUGAAUCCCUCAAAAACGAUAGCAAACGAAACUUUUCACAGCAUAAACAAUUGACACCAUUUUUAAUCAAAAUGGGGAGCUGGUUGACCUCAGAUUGACCAAUAAAAGAAUUGUAAAAUAUCUUAAAUGGUAGUAGCACAAACGAAACUUUUUUCCACGUUACACAAGCCCAAACGAUUGACAUUUUUAUAUAAAUUUGUCUUUCACAUAGGUGCAUCAACUUCACGUUCUUCACUAAAAUUAGUCAGAUUUCCAUUUUGCGUAAAUCAAGAGUAUUUCUUCUCAAAAAUGAUAAUUGUUUACAGAUUCCCCUUUCUUUUUGAAAAUUGUAAGAUGCAAAUGAAAAAUAAAUGCGCGAACGUUACAAAAUGAACCACUGAACACCUCGCGCUGUCAAUGGCAGCCAAUUGAUUUAAAAACACAUUGUGACAAAAAUGAGUUAGACGCCCCUGAAUAAGGAGUUAAAAAUGGCGCAUUUGUGAAAUUCCGUCACCCCAAUUCCAACGGACUUUCUCUAAUUUGAAAUACAGUGGUACCUCGACAUACAAUCGCUCCGACACAAUAUUUUCGACAUCCGACGUAAAAUUUGACUCGCAAUGUUUCUACAUCCGACGACAUGCUGGAAAUACGGCGACAUGACAGCACCGCAAACGAACGCACGGCAGAUUUUCUUGUCAGAAAUCAACACAGGUUUCAAAAAAGUUGGUACAGUUGGUGAAACAAGGAAAAAAGCGAUGCUUACCUUUGAAAUGAAGAUGCAAAUUAUAGAAAAAUAUGAGCGUGGGGUGCGCAUCCGUGAACUGGCUCAACAAUACAGCUUCACGGUCCGCGGUGCGUUCAGGUACGGCAAAAAGUGUCCGCCACAUUAAAAUCCCGAUUCAUUACAUUAUUUACAGGAAUAAUUAUUAUCAUUAUAUUAUUCCAAUUUAUAAUAAUUUAUUUGUUUUGCUAUGUUUAAUUGCUAUUUGUAGUAGUACCAGCAGUAUUUAUUAAGGAUUUAAUGGAGGUUUUUGGGCUGUGGAACGAAUUAAUUGCAUUAUAAUGUAUUCCUAUGGGAAAAUCCUGCUCGACAUAUGCCCGUUGACAUACAAACAAGGUCCUGGAACGAUUUAACUUCGUAUGUUGAGUAGGCCUGCAGCUAUCGAUUAUUUAAGUAGUCAAUUAAUCGAUGACCUAGUUAGUUCGAAUAAUAAUCAAAUAAUCGGAUAAGGAACAUAAAAAAUUCAAACGGUAUAAAAAAAAAAAAAAAAAAGAAUGAAGAUAUAUGUGCAACAAAAGAACAAUUGGCUAACAGGAGUCGCUAGUUUAAUUGCUAUAAAAUGCCAACGUGUUUUACAAUGCUCUUAACAAAUAGUUUAAACACAUAUUCCCACAAAGAACAGCUAAAUAUACCUUUAAACUAAAUGACGAAUGCAUUAAAAAAAAAAACAUUAGCUCAAACAAAAACUUAUGUUGGUCUUUACAGGGAGCAGCUGGAUUCAGCCAUGUGAAAUGAGACAGACUAGAGGGCAAUGUAUCCACCCAAAUCAAUAAAACCAAAUGCAAAAAACAAACCAUUACAACACCACUUUAAACGAAUACUCGAGGCAGCAAAAUUUAAAUUUUUUCUAAUCGAAUACUCGAGUUAAUCGAUUAAUCAUUGCAGCACUAAUGUAGAGGUACCACUGUGCAAGCUUUCUCGUCGUAAAUGUUUGCAUGGUUAGACGUCAAGUAAAACCGCGUUGUGCGAUUUGUGCUCGGUGUUGUUUUGAGUAGGGCGCCCCCAAGCGACGGCAACUAGAAUUUUCUUCAUUGUCAAAAGUCGAAAAGGUUCGACUUUCACGAAAAGAAAAAAAGAAUCAGUGGCAAAGGCCAAACGAUGUUAGAUGUCAAGAGUUGUACUUUCAAUAGCUUGCUUUUAUUUUGAAAUUCCAAAAUAUUGCUUUGCAUGCAAGUGUUUAAAAAAUAUUGAAAAUGUUCUGGAAAAAACGUCUAAAACUUUUAAGACUUGUGCUUUCCAUAGCUCGCUUUUAUUUUGAAAUUUCAAAAUACCGCUUUGCAUGCAAGUGUUUAAAAAAAAAAAAAAGCACCGAGACCACCUCCUUUCGUGUUUAGUGCAAAUGUAUUGGCAAAAAAAAUUGUAGACCAACGGUAGUGAUUGAUGCCCCGCCCCUUGUGACGUAUCAAUGUCGUGCUAAACCCCAGUGACGUCAAGCUGUCGUGAUGACGUGUAAACUGCAUGACCAUGUGACCGUAUGGAAAUAAAAACCAGAUGGUGUCGCA